This is a messenger RNA of Striga asiatica, 876 nucleotides long. NCBI's taxonomy places the organism in Eukaryota, Viridiplantae, Streptophyta, Magnoliopsida, Lamiales, Orobanchaceae. The record is from the annotation of a GenBank genome assembly.
GGGCUCUGCUCAAUCAAAAUUAGGGUUCUUGUUAUUAUCAACUGUGGAUCUCUCUCUCUACAAAUUCCAUGGCAGCGCAUUACGUCCUGACCUUUUUCGCUCUUAUCUUAGUUUUUCUGCCUUCGGCACUCGGGAUCUCUAAUGGGAAUAUCGAGGGAUAUAGUGUAAAUGGUAAAGUUAGAUUUCCAGGAACUCAUCUCAUUGAAGUGGCUGCUAUCGGUUUUUUCUUCUCUCCAGUCCGAGUUGAUGUGAGUGCAAGAAAUCCUGGUAAGGUCCAAGCAGCUUUAACGGAAAACAGGAGAGUACUUAGCGAGCUUGUCUUGGAGCCAAUGAGAGAGGAACAGUAUUAUGAGAUACGAGAACCUUUCUCGGUUAUGUCCAUCGUGAAAAGCCCUAUGGGCUUGAUGAUUGGAUUUAUGGUAAUUGUGGUGUUUUUGAUGCCGAAACUAGUGGAUGCCGAAGAAUUAAAACGAGCCCAAGAGGAAAUGGGCAACCAAGGUGUUCCUUCAAUUGCAAACUUUUUAGCUGGGGCACAGAGGCCGAAUUAGAAAGGUUUUCCAGUUGAGGAAAUUUGGAUAUGCAGUGUUUGUGGUUUAUGCCAGAAAUGGAAAUAGGCUUCAUAGGAGUUCUGUGUUUUUCUGCAACAGAAGAAAAAAAUGUGUGUGGUUAUUAGUAAGAAUUGUUGGCUGCAUGAGGACUUCUCUUUCAGUAGCUUUCCUCCACAUAAAAGAACCAUUAUUUUGGCUCCUCUAAUUUCUUGCACAAAUUCUUGUAUGAGACUUGUGACGACCUAAUCAUUAAGUGGGUUGAUUCGUCAUAUUUUUUGUUAAAACAAAAAUACAUAUUUAUUCUAUAAAAUAUCGUAUAUUUGCUAUA